GGAAAUAACGAGCAUACUUUGAAAUAAAUUUUCCUCUUAACAAAGCGUCAAUCAAUGUAUAUUGAAAAUUGAACAAUCGUCCAUUAAUUCGUGAGGUGGGUAACUGUAACCAAACAUACUCGAGAACUGCAACGAACCAUGAAGCUAUAAAAAUCUGUCUCGUGAUAAAAAGAGGAAAAAAUAUAUGAACUGUUUAAAAACUAUACAAUAACAAAAUCAUGAUGUAAAUCAAGAGAUAUUUUCAAUAAAACUUGGAUCAAGGCAUAACCAUAAAACGAGGAAAAUCAUUAAAGUUAUUAACUUUUAUUUAAUCAAAGCUAUUGAUUUUGAUCCUUUCUUUAAACUUGCAUUGGUACGCAUGUUUCCCAAACACGCGCCUUAUAUCCCCCUGCCAUCGUAUAUUUGUAUGCAACCUGCAUGUUACUCGUAUUUAUCUGUAUGUAUUCGUAUAUCACUCGUAUGUAUUCGUAUUUAUUCGUAAAUAUCCGUAUAUUACUUGUGUGUAUCCGCAUAUUACUUGUGGUACUCGUGUGGCGUUUUAGUCACUAUCGUCACAUGAUAAAUUUAAAUUCAAGCGUUAUAUGGUAAUUGUCGUGUUGUUUCUCUUAAGACAAUGGUUUAUCGUUGAAAAGAUAAUUAGUAAAACAGGUCACGCGUGGUAUAUUUUAUUUCUUGACGUCUUGUCAAGAGAAUAACAUUUUUGACCAUUCCGGGCGAGGAUGGUUUCGACGAAUAGAGAAAAGAAUAAAUGAUCUUACCCCACUUGAGACGUAUUUAAAAUUCUAUUUUACUGCUAAAAUUAGGACGUCAGUAAAGACGUGACUAUCAUAACAAUACCUUAAGCGAUUUAGGAAUACAAUAAAUGCAGAUCUGGUUUAACCGUGGUGAUAAACAACAUUGUCUCAAGAGGAAACAGGAAGACUUCACGAUAGUUCACUAUAUGCGAGGCACGCCUCGCGCUUUAAACAUGCUUGAGUUAACUUCCUCGUUCAAACGUAUAUAUAUACGUCGCGGAUUCAACAGAAUGUCUAAACGAAGUAUCGUCCGGUCAAGUUUUACAACCUUUUCAGACAGGUGUUUUGCAGAAAACAAGAAGAGCUUUUGUUAUUGUUCUCAAUGCUUAAAUCGUUUUCAGGUUUGAGGACGGGAAAUGAAGUUGUUAGUAGCGCUUUAAGCUUUAUAUUUACGUUAACGCAAAGAGCGGACACGGAUAAAAGUUCAGCAAUCCGUAAUGGCACAAUCUCACUCAAGCCCUCGACGCGUGGAAAGUAUCACGGAUCUGACGCAUGAUUUAGACCUCCUGUUCCCAAACGGAUAUGGCCCGGUUUCCAGUAUGGUCGAGGGGAUACAAAUGCGACAAACUAAGACACAAGAACUUAAGAGAACAUGUGGAACAGUGCAACAGGGAUAUGAGAGGAUCUUGAAAGAUCUCGAACUAAUUCGUGACCGACGACACAUGUUAAAGGAGUACUACAAGGAAUUGAAGAAUGUGUUACGAGAAACUACGGUGAUAAGUCAGACAGAACAAGAAGAAUUCCUGGUUAGAGCUGGACAAUGCAUUGCAGAUCUCGAUAACAAGCGAUUCACCAUACUCAUUGCUGGAGAGACCAGCGCGGGAAAGACCAGUCUUAUUAACCUCUUGUUGAAGGACAACGUUCUACCGACUUGCAUCACACAAAACACACACACCAUCUGUGAAAUAUCCUAUGGACCAACGAAAGAAGCGGUGAUACACUUCUUCAAUAAAAGCAAACCCGCUCGAAUCCUAAAUGAGAGCAAGUUUCACAAGAUUAAACGAUACAUUGAAAAGCCGGUACAGAAUGAACCCUGGUGUAAGAGAAUAGAGAUCAAGAUACCCAACCCACUCUUGAAGGGUGGUGUGGUAAUUGUAGACAGCCCAGGAAUCGGUGAUUCAGAGCAAACAAACAAGAUAGUCUUAGACUAUUUGCCACGGGCCUACGCGUUCAUCUACGUAUUAAACAGUUCAAAUGCCGGAGGAUUACAGGAGGACAGACUUAUGCGUAUCUUGAGCGACUGGAUAAAACUCUAUAAUGGAGAGCAACGCUGUGGAAUCACUGCUGAGUCUGCUCUGUUUGUUUGCAACAAGUGGGACGAAGUUGAAAAACAAGCCAACCAAAGCCAAAGAGAGGACCUCCAGAAACAUAUCAUUGGCAAACUCAGAAAAAAAAUCCCCGACCUUGAUGAAAGAUCCCAAUUGAUUAGGAUGUCGGUGUUGAGAGCAGCGGAAGUACACAAGAGAUUUAACGUGAUGAGUGAUGACCUGAACUGCCUGUUUAACGGACUGCAACGGCUUCUUCCGCUUUGUAUCGAGAGAAAAACAGAAUAUCUUUACUGCUGCAUCAGUGGCCAGCUCUGCAACGUGUCGGAUCAGCUCAAAUGUGCGAUGCGAAAUGCCAAAAGAAACGGGCAAGAAAGACUCAAGAUUCGCCAACAACUUAAGGUGAAGCUGGAAAAGCUCAAGAAAGGCAUAUUCAUCCAGGAAAUGGAAGACGCAAUAUCUAAUCACGUGAAAAACCUUUGUGAAAAAAUCACAUCUUACAUGAAAUCAGAUGAAGUCAGACGCAGGUUUUGCACAUGGGAAGAAAAUGAUCUGCCUAACAUUGCCGAUCGUCAUAAAACGGAUGCAACAAAGAUCAGGGAGAUGUAUAGCAGAUGCAUUGAAGAGCGAUUCCUGUCUUUUCUUUACAAGUGGGAAAGCAAGGAGCAGCUUUUUGCAAGAGCCUAUGCAGACCUCGAGAAACAAUUUCAUCAAAGCUUCUACGAUCUUGAGAAAGACAUCCGUGAUAUUGAUCGGGUACUCGUCGGUGAUUCUAGGGAUGAGCUCAUACCCUGCGAGACUCGUCCUAUGAAAAAAUUCGUAGUGAUGACUCUCGGAAUUUUUAUGCCAGUUUUGAUUCCUGUUGGUCUGGCUGCAGGAGUUCUGUUUGCACCGGUGUUAGGUUACCUGUUCAUCGACAGGCAGCUCAGGGAACGACAGCUGAUGAACAAUCGCUGCCAAGCUUUAACAGAAUUAUCGGCCAGGUUUCUAGAGGCUUCCAUCAACGAUGAAGUACUCCACCAUGUCCGAGACAACUUCUCCGACGAGAUGACUCGCAUUACCCGGGUAAAGAGAUGCCAUCAACACCUCAUAGCCAGAUAUGAGCAGAGAUGCAAGGAUCUCACAAGGAGCGAAGAUAAUUCACGGGAUAAAGAGACUUUGGAGAAGAACGGUCCGUUAUAUGAGAAGCUGCAGGAAAUGAAUGAAAAGCUGACGUUCGAUGCCCUCCAAAGUGGAAUACAGGUGACGUACCCACCUUGCCAAAUUAACAUCGGGAGACUUCGUUACAACGUGAGACACAUCCUAGGUAGAGGUAGCUAUGGUACUGUCUUCAAAGGCCAAUUCACCCCUCCCGGACAUGGAAGAAAAGAAGUUGCUGUCAAAAAGCUUAAAGAAGCUCUGUGUCCAUCAAGCGUGGUCACUUUCCUUGAAGAAGCAGCCAUGUUAAACCGGCAGCUGAAGCACAAGCACAUAAUUGCCUUGUAUGGAGUGGCCAUAGAGGUUGACAACCACAAACUGCUUUCCGUGGCGCUGGUCUUCGAGCUAUGCCCUGGAAGUCUGAAGAGCCACAUCUUUGGAAACGACAAUCGUAUCCCUUGGAAGACCCCGAAUGCAGCAACCGACACAUUUCGAUGGACCAGGGAGAUCUUAGAUGCACUCGAGUUCAUUCACAGCAAAAACAUUGUUCACAGAGAUCUCAAGCUAGACAACAUUCUGAUUUCAAGACGUAACCAAAUCAAAGUGGCAGACCUAGGGUUGGCCAAACUGAAAGACAGAAUCACGGGAACCGUAUGUGGUACAAUACUGUACAUGGCACCUGAAGUACACGGAGGAAAGCCCUACUGCACGAAGGCCGACAUGUACAGCUUCGGUCUCAUGAUGUGGGAGAUGUGGUUCGGUAAAAGAGUCUUCUCCGAACUAAGCUAUCAGAGUCUAGGCCUGAGUGACUUCCUUCGACGAAUAAGUGAGGGCCAUUAUCGGCCUCAGACCCCCAGGAGUGACAGGAGAUUCAAACCCAAUCUUCCUCCAACACAGUUGACCAAACUGAUGACAUCCUGUUGGCAAACCGAGCCAAGUAAGAGGACAACGGCGACGGAAUGCAAAGCCUUUAUUCAGAGAAUUGAACGUCAAUAUGUUAAGUAGGAAAAAGGUACUUGAUUUCAACAAAUACUGUUAUUGUACCUUAAUUAUUGAGAUGAGGGUUACAUGAAACAUUUAACUCAGAAAGGUAGAAAUUAAAAAGAAAAUUGGUAAAAACUGUUGUCAUUAAGUACCUUAAUCUUGACCACCUGGUACUUGAAUUUGCUUUUGAUGAGUUUCGGAUUCUAUUAAGAUGGUCAGCCGUGCAAUAAAUACCUUAAUAGUCUACCCACUUGAA
Messenger RNA from Orbicella faveolata, 4436 nucleotides. RefSeq lists its product as uncharacterized. The record is from RefSeq and is a predicted model, not a curated record. NCBI's taxonomy places the organism in Eukaryota, Metazoa, Cnidaria, Anthozoa, Scleractinia, Merulinidae. Gene Ontology annotation, biological process: protein phosphorylation. Gene Ontology annotation, molecular function: ATP binding; protein kinase activity.